Molecule: messenger RNA, 822 nt
Organism: Adineta ricciae
Lineage: Eukaryota; Metazoa; Rotifera; Eurotatoria; Adinetida; Adinetidae
Source: the annotation of a GenBank genome assembly
AUGAUAAUAUUAUCAAUUAUUGAUAAUACACAGUAUCGAUGUGUUGAUCCGCAAUGUUCACCAAUUACAGUUACUUCGACUUCAACUAUGCAAGCUUGCCAAUCAGCUUGUUUAAUUAAUAAAGAUUGUCGGACAGCGACUUUUGAUCAAUCAAAUCAUCAAUGUGACCUAUUCAUUGAUAUUGUUCGACAAUAUGGUCAAAUGAUAACAAAUGAAAAUGUUGUAACUAUGACUGCAAUUGAUAAUCGACAAUUAUCAGCUAUAAGCGAAAGAAACUGGAUCAUGAAUGGUGAUGCAGAAACGGGUCCAUGUGCAUCAGAUAGUAGUGUUGUAAGUCCAACUGAUUGGAAUCAUAAUGGAACAGUUACUCAAGCAUACUAUAAUAACACAUACUCAACUCACAGAUCUACAGAACCAGGACCGAGUGAUCGUGGUAGUUGUCAUUUCUAUGGUCAGGCUAGUCCCACGACAGCGAUGUGGCAAAAGCAAAAUUUCACAAGUUAUUUCUGUUCAUUGAUUGAUGCCCAAACAGUUCGGUUCAAUUUUUCAGCGUGGAUUGGCGGCGCUGGUAAUCAAGAUGACGUUGUUGAAGCUUCACUAAGGUUUUUCAAUCAAUCAAAUCAAAUGGUCGGAAAUACGACGACUAUUGGACCAGUACGAGCUGCAGAUCGUGGUAAUGUGACCUCACUGCUUUUUCGACAAGCGAAUGGACUUGUACCAAGUGGCACUCGCUCGUUUGAAGUUUUUGUUAAAUUUACUCGCUCGGGUGGCACGUAUGAUAACGGUGCUAUCGAUAAUAUUGUUCUUAUUAUGAAUGAAUAA